This is a messenger RNA of Insectozyma verbasci, 2133 nucleotides long. NCBI's taxonomy places the organism in Eukaryota, Fungi, Ascomycota, Pichiomycetes, Serinales, Debaryomycetaceae. The record is from the annotation of a GenBank genome assembly.
AUGGCUAUAAAAUUAAAUUAUCAAAAUGAUGAAAUCGUAUCAACACCAACUGUAAUUGUUUCAGGUCAGACUACAAAUUGUAAAACGGGUAUAGUUUCAUUCACAAAUAAUGAAAACAAAGUAUUCCCACCACAAUAUUUCGAAAUUAAUAAUGGCCAAUUCAAAGCUAUUCUUCAUGUUUCAGAAAAUGAAAGAAAUGUAAUCAAGAUAGAAGUUAUGAAGAAUGGUGUUAUUAAUGAAUUUGGGUUUCCGACUUAUAAUGGACAUCCUAAUGUUGUUGAUACUGGUUAUUUAGCUAUUCAUCAUAAUCCCCUACCCCAAAAUAAGCCAAUACAUUUAUGUUUAAUCAGAGGUAGAGAUAGUUUGAAUACUUACGAUACGCCAAAAUAUAAAUUGAACAGAGGAGAAAUUCCAACUUUAGAGUCAGCAGUUAAGAAAUUAAAAGUCGCUGGUCGAUUAAUGCAAGCUUAUACUCAAGAGGAAAUGAGAUUAGUCGGAUUCAGUAAUCGAAGUUUCCAGUUUGUGGAGGAGGAAACUCACGAUCAAGGCUUAUUCGGAUAUAAAGUAAAAUCACCAACACCCCAUAAAGAAAUCAAAAUCUUUAUCUUAACUUCACCAUUAUCAGUUUCAGAAUUACGUAGUUAUGAAUAUGCACAACAGAAUCCACAAGCUAAAGAAAACGGUUUCUUAUUCUCACACGCAAUAGAUUUAGUCAAACAGAAUAAAGAGAUAUAUCGUGGUGAAGGAACUGCUAUUCAAGCUGCCUGUAUGUAUUUAGAUUCAACAUGGGAUAGAAAAUUCAUUCUUACUCAUGCUGCAUUAGGUGGUGGGACAAAUGAAGUUAAAAUGGCAAUAUUUGGAUCUCAUGGCUUACAUUCAUAUCCAAUAAAUUUUCCGAAUAUCACGCCUGCAUUUCUUGAUUCUAUACAUUUGAGUACUAAUGAAGUUGCUAAUGAUUGUAAUGAGUGUGGAACAAGUUGGGAAUGUUUAAAUAUUUGUCUUGGGGCAUUUAUGCAUGAGAUUGGUCAUUCAUUGGGAUGUCCUCAUCAAAUUGAUGGUGUGAUGUUAAGAGACUAUGUUUGGUUCAAUAGAAGUUUCAUGACUAGAGAAUUAGAAAGUUUAAGAAGAAAAACAAGAGGUGAAGUUAUUGGUGGUAAUGGGUGGGGUAAAACAUGCCAUUGGAAUAGAUUAGAUUUGAUUCGAUUUUUAAUGCAUGAUUCAUUUUCAUUACCAAUUGAUCAAUUUGAACAUAUAUACUCAACUACGAGAAGACCAGAUGGAACAUAUCAAUUGAAUUCAGUACCUUUAUCAGUGAAUUUACCUGGUGGUAAAGCUACAGUUGAAUCUAAAUGUGGAAUAUUUUUAAUUGAAUUGAUAACUCAAGAUCUAGCUAGAUACCAUGUAGAAUAUCUUCCAAAACAAUAUGGUGGGAAAGAUUUACAACAUAAUAUGGAAUUGAACUACCAUGAAUUAUACAAAUCAUUGAAAUUAGUCAAAUCAGACGCUGGUGAAAAUUUCAGUAUUAGAAUCUUAUCACUUGGUGGUGAUUUAUUUAUAAAUAAUGCUAAAGAGUUUUUCUCAUCUCAAAAUUUCAUCAUGUCUGAUUUUGGAUUAGGUAGAGGUAAGUUACAAGGAAUCAAGAGUUCUUUACUUGGUAGAGAAAAUGGAAAUUUACAAUAUGGUGGAUUUAAUAUAAAAUCGAUAUAUAAGAUUAAGAUUUACCAUGGUGGAGCAUUAGAUGGAAUUAAAUUUUAUUAUGAAAAUGGAACUAUAACACCAACUAUCCCACCUAGAAACUACAUUAAAGGAUUAAUCAAACACCAUGUAAAUGCUCAAAAUGGAAAGGUUCAAGGUGGUUCUGAUGCUGUUACUUUAAUAGGUAAAGAAACAAAUAAUUAUUCAACAUUUAAAGUCCCACCUGGUGAAUUUGUCACUGAAUUUAAUGUUAGAAAUGGUGCUUGGGUUGAUGCUAUUCAGUUCAUAACUAAUAAAGGUAACAAAUCUCCAAUGUUUGGGAAUGCAAAUGGCGGGCAUUUAUCAAUUUUAAAAUCUCCAAAUGAUUCUUUGAGUAUUGUUGGGAUGUAUUUUUAUAUGGGUAGUUGGAUAGAUGGAUUAGGUUUGAUAUAUGCAUGA